UUCAGAUCCCGUGAAAUCCAACCCUCGCCAAAAACCCAGCCGGAUCUGAUGUGCUGACGUGUCGGCUCCUGCUGCCCACCCAGUGCUCAUGCUCCGGAGAGAGAGAGCCAGGCCAAGUGAAAACUGCCAGCAUGGCAGCCAAACACUUCUACCGACAGGGCUUUUUACUACUUUUGUUUAACUUUAUUUCAACCGCAGCCUUGGAGAAGAGGUUCUCCGACUUUAAAAGAUGCGCCGACGAGGAGUGCAGCAUGCUUCUUUGUCGGGGAAAAGCCGUAAAAGAUUUCUCAGGACCUGACUGUCGAUUCCUUUCAUUCAAAAAAUCCGAAACUAUAUAUGUUUACUACAAGCUGUCAGGAAGAAGGGCUGACGUAUGGGCAGGAAGUGUCGGAAGCAACUUUGGAUAUUUCCCAAAGGACCUUCUUGCAGUAAACCACGUGUAUACAGAUAAAGAAGUUGAAAUUAAGGCAGAGGAUACAGAUUUUGUCUGUUUCGACACUGGAUAUGACAAGUUUGACUCUUAUGACAUAGACCAGCUCUUGGGCCUGUCAGUCACGGAGAGUGACGCCGAUAACAAUGGGACAGCCGGAGAAGAGACGGAGAACAUUGAGAAAGAACCUAAGCCCUCAGUAGAGGAGGCGACCGAGAGUGAAACGCAAACAGAAGACGCUGAUAACUCAGAGGAGCUUCAUGAACUUACUGAUGACCAAAGUGCCUCUUCGCUUAAGCUUGAGACAAACACAACGUCAGCAGAAUCGCCUUCAUUGAACGACGAGGAGUCUAAUAAAGACACUGUGCCUGCAACCGAGGAAGAGGAAGAUGAGCCAGAAAAUGUGCCAGAGUCUCCUGUGCAAGAUGUGCCAGAAAAUGGCGACACCAAAGACGAUGUAGCUGCGUCUGAGCCGGAGUCUCCUCUGGUGACGGUCUCUGAGGGAGCGCAGAUCCCACGGCUGAAAGCCACUCUUGGAACGACCUUUGAUGCUGUCGUCACAGAAGAAGAGAUCACCACUAAAGUCACUCCGUAUGAAGAGGAGGUCAGCGAAGGUGUGGACCAUCAUCAAGAGGAAAUCAAAGAAGGCACACCGCUGCUUUCUUUCUCCGAGGAACCCACAGACGCCGUGGAAAGGGAGUCUGUUAAAAAACAGGAAGAAGCUCCGCCGGCGCAAGAAGACGAGCCACACGCCGCAGAGGAGAAGAACAUGUGGACUUCACUUGGAGAUGCUGUGUUUUCGGUCGUCACAGGAGGAGAACGUACAGGAGAGGACGUGAGUUCGGAUGAGGAAGACGACGAUGAGUUUGAGGAAACUCCUGAAGAACCUCAAAAGAAUUUAGAGAAAACUGAGACGGAAGCACUCGUACCCGAAUCUGAGAAGCCUCCAGAGAGCACGGAGUCCCCUCAUCUGGAGGCUCGUCGUCCCAACAUGGCGGAGCGAGAAAUUAAUGAAACGAGCAGUGAUCCCAAGAAGCUUUCGUUUGACGGAGAAGACGCGGAGGACCGGGAAGUGAGCGGACACAGGGGCGAAACGGAUCAGGGGGGUGACACAUCAAAAUCAGCGGAUGAGCUGGUUCGCCAUGAAACAAACCAACGUGUUCUGUCAGAAGAUCCUGUGUCGAAAGAUGAUCUCGUCAACACUCCCGAUGACAACACAUCAGACGACGAAGGCGGUGAGGAUGAGUCAGAGGAUCCAGAAGGUAGCAAAACAGACGACGGCGUGCAGGACGACGUCGUCGUGGUAGAGCAGCUUUUAGACGGCGAGUCGGAUGAAAACAGAAAUAUGUCCGACGAAUCGGAUGUUACCAGAAGUGAAGCGGACUCGGACCAGUCCGCUGAACUAAAGCCAUCUAAUGAUUCAGAUGUCAGCGUUGACCACCUUUUAAUAAACGGCCAGGAACCAGAUCAGAUAAAUGACACCUUGGUGGCAGACGCUGAAAGUAAUCGGACGAUGGUAUCUGUGGAAGAAGAAGAGAUUCGCGAGCAAACGCACACAGAGGUGGAAGAAGAGGAAAAAGCCGUUGGUGUCGAAGAGAUUAACGAAAAAGAAGAGGAGCUACUUGAGGACGAAAACGCACUUUUAUCCGCACAGUCGGACGAUGUCGGCCCUGAAAACCCCGCGGAGGAAACGACCCAGGUCGCCGAGCCGCAAUACAGCGACGACAUACUGAGGCUGUCUCUGCUAAGGGAGCACUUCACAGAGGAGAAGAUGGAGCAGGUCCAGAAGCUCCUGGGCCUCAACAAUCUGUUCAGAGUGGAGGCCAUGUUCUCGGAUCUGGACGCCGAGCUGCAGGCGACGCGCGCGUCCCACAAAGGCACCACGCUCGACGUGGAGAGCGCGCUGGAGAACAUCCUGGAAGCGUCGGAGAACACCAUCCUGGACGAGAUUGAAAAGAUGCUCGACGGCCGGGAGAAAAACCGAGACGAGGGGCAAGACGCCGACACGAGCAGUUUGGACGCGGAAACCGAACUGCUUGAUGACUUUCAGGAGCUCGCUUUCAGCCUGCGGCAAAAGUACUCGACGGCCAGCGACAGCGCACCUUUGGCAACACCAGAAACACCGUUGGGAAACACGCCAGACCAACCUCGCCGGAACGGUCCAGAAGAGACGCCCCCCGCUGUAGAAGAAAAGCCUGACGACAAGCCGGAAACUGACCGUGUGAAUAAUCUCACGGCAGCAGAAGAUCGGGGAGAGGAGAUUAACGAGGAGCACCUAGUUGUGAAUGAGGUGCCUGCCCAACCAGAUGUGACACCGCAGGAGGAGGAGGAGGCGCAGGAGGCCGAACGCUCUGAGAAAAACACAGAGGAGCCGUCGAGCCUUCCUGUGUCAGACGAAGAGGAAAAGGUCCCUCAACCCACCCCAGAGAAGCAGAUGGACGUGGAAGCUGAAGCUGAGCAUCUUCCCUCAGGAACCGUGGACUCCAUUGAGACGGCGGCUGAAAAACCUGAGGAAGAAUUGGAAUCGUUUGCAGCUGCAGAUGUUGACACGAGCGGCGUCUUCUCUGUGAUCCGGAAUAAAACUGUGGAGUGGGCCACUGUGAUGAUUUCUUUACUGCCAGAGGAGUGGAAGCCAGGGGAAACAUUGUAUGGUUGUCCUUGGCAAGCUGUUGCUGUCACAGCUUUGAUUGGAGUGCUUACCUUCACCAUCUUCCUUUGGAGGACAGUCCUGGAAGUGAAGAAGAGUAAAUACCUUGUGGACGAGAAAAAGCUCCAGGAGAAAAUCCAGACGCUCAAGAAAGAUAAGAGCGACGCUCUUGCCAAAAUAUCUGAACUCCAGAAGCAGACUGAGCAGCUGAAGGAAAAUCAGAAACGGUCAAAGGAAACCAUGAGUGGUUCAUUGAAAAAGUUGCAGGCGUUGGAGAGUAAAGUUCUCGAAGCAGAAAAGAUAAAUGAACAGAUGGCAGAAGAAAAGAACAAAUAUGUGCAGCUACUCGAAGAAGAGCGAACCGUCUCUCUCCAGAACGACGGCAGGAUAGAAAAGUUAGAGAAAGCAAAUGAAAAGUUGCAGGUCAGCCGGAAAAAGAUCCAGGAAGCGCUCGCUAAGACCACUGUUCUCUUGGAUGAAGCUAAAAUCCGCGAAGAUGCACGAAAUGCUCAGCACAAAUGUUUCCAAAAAGAGUUUGCAGCUUUAAAAGAGCAGAAUAAAACGCUUAAAACGACUAUUAAAGGUUGGGAGGAGAAACACAGGGAGCUGAAUGAGAAGAUUAAAGUUUAUCAGAAGUCCCAUAAAGAACUGGAGGAUUCUGUGGUGCUCAAAGAUCACAAUGUGGAGGUGCUGUCUGAACUGCUGGCAGACCUAGACGCAUGCGAUCUGCAGAAAACCGAAGCCAACACUUUAGCGAAUGGAGAAGUAGCCCCUGCUGAUAAGAAGACGGCAAUAAAAAACAGAAUCAAGCAGAUGAUGGACGUGUCCAGGGUUCAGACGACUCUGACAGUUAUCGAAGAGGAGCGGGACCGCUUCAUGACAAAACUGCUGAAUGAAGAGAAGUCGCGAAAGGAACUGGAAGAAAAGCACCAGGAGCUGGAACAUGCAAUUGGAGCCCUCAAAAGUGAGAAGAUGCAGAUGGAGAACCAGUACAAGAUCCUGCAGCAGAAAAAUGAAAUCAUGGUUGAAAUGUAUCAGCAGAAGGAGAACGCUCUGCAGCAGAGAUUAACGAAAGAGGAGCUGGAGCGGCGCAGCAAAGAGAGCCUGCUGUCUGAGGUGGGAGGUAAAGCCGUGGAGGCCGAGGAGCAGGUUAAACUUUUGAGGCAGCGCAUUAAUGAGAUGGAGGAGCAGAUGAAGAAGACAGAGGAAGUCUAUAAAGAGCAGAUAAAGGAGCAGGAAAACAAAACUCAUUCCAACUGGGUGAACGCUCGUAACGCCGAGCGAGCUCUCAGCCAGGAGAAGGUCGAGUCCUCCAAGCUGCGGGAAAAGCUGGCCGUUCUCAGCUCCCAGCUCAUGGAGCGCCGCGCUCCUCUGUUCAGGCCCAACUCUGGUCAGCCGGCAGGGCCGCGUCAAGGUGAUUCGUACGGACCCUCUCCCGUCAGCGGGGGCGCUCCAUCCCCUCCUAUAAUGAUCGAGGGUCCGAGGCGCCCUCCCUCUGCCCCCGUAGGGCGAAGAAUCGACCCGUAUGGUCCUCGGCCUCCAUCGGACCCACACGGCAUCUACCCCGACAACAAACACGUCCCUGGGAUGGACAUGAUGGGUCCCAGGAGCUCCUCUCCUGCUAACCAGGAUGGCUCUACUGAAGUGAUAGAUCCACAGAUAAAAACAGAAAGUCAGGCUGUGGCCUCUACGGAGAGCCCAGAGCCAGGACCUGGAUCCUUCAUGGCAUCGCCAAUCAGAGACUCGCCCGGCUCCAUGGUUCACAGACCACCUCCAGGCCCGGGACCACAUGACCCUCUUCCUCCUCACGGACCCAACGUGCGUCUACCCCCACCCGGACCCUACGGACAUCCCCGACCGGGCCCUUACCAACUCCCGCCUGGCCCUCCUCUGCCUGCCAACGGACACCCAGGGAUGCCCCUGCCCGGACCCAUGGGGGGGGAGUUUGGCCCUCGACCUCCCAACGGACAUUUAUACCAACUCAGACACGGCCCCGGCCCCGCGGGCGAUCCCAGGGGCCCGCCACCGCCGCCACACUUCCGUCCUCCGCCUCAUAACUUCGGACCGAUGCCUCCGCCGCUCGGCGUCCGCGGACCCCUGGGCCCCCGUCCACCCUUCCCUCCUGACAUGCGUUUCCCGGGACCCAGGGACCACAUGGGCCCCCCUAUGGACCUGCCUCCCGGUGUGCCGCCAGCUGGAGCCCCUCCUCCCGGUGUGCCGCCCCCUCCUGCUCACCCGGGUGACGGGCACGGUCAGGGCGCGCCCAGCCACCCCCAGAACUCAGCGGGCCCUCAGAGCGGCCCCGGUCAGGACACGCACACGAGGCAGGAGGCCCCUCAGGAUUCAGUCAGACCAGGAAUGGUCUAGCCUUAAAACGCUCCAGCCUGCAGAGGAGGAGCUGGACAGGGCUCCACACACGAUGACCACUCACCCGAGGCCCAAGCAUUCGCUCGUGAUGGGUUUCAGUUUUUUCUGUCCAACAAAAUGCAAAGAUGUUUAUUAAAAUAUAAGGUCUUAAAAAAAAAAUCGCCAGAAAUUAUGUCUGAAAUUCAUGAGUUUAGAAGUUUUCUUCCACAGCUUAUUGUGCAAUACCAGUUGUGUUGAUCUUUUUAAAUGAGUAUAUUGCUAUGAUUUAGGGGGGCACAUUUUUUUUUUUUUAAUGUUGUUUCCUGUGGAAAUUAUUAAAAAACAGCAAGAGACGAGAAGAUUUAGUUUUAACAUUUCAGGAAUCCCCCUUUCUCCCUCCCCCCCCACCAACAUGUUGGUUCAGUACAAACCGUAUACAGGAAAUGUGUAAAAUGAUGGCCAGAUGUAUAACUUAUUUUGUCGGCUAGAACAUUUAAUAAUAAACAAUGGAAACUC
Fundulus heteroclitus (mummichog) is the source of this 5939-nucleotide messenger RNA. It is a transcript of the gene mia3, whose product is annotated as MIA SH3 domain ER export factor 3. Gene Ontology annotation, biological process: protein secretion; endoplasmic reticulum to Golgi vesicle-mediated transport; vesicle cargo loading. The record is from RefSeq and is a predicted model, not a curated record. Bases 132 to 5444 code for a protein of 1770 amino acids. Lineage: Eukaryota; Metazoa; Chordata; Actinopteri; Cyprinodontiformes; Fundulidae. The transcript has 28 exons. Gene Ontology annotation, molecular function: protein binding. Gene Ontology annotation, cellular component: endoplasmic reticulum membrane; endoplasmic reticulum exit site.